AUGGGAAAAUCGAUAGCUCUAGAUGUGCGAACGGACUUCAUUAUUCGUCAAGUAAAACAACUAAUAUAUGACGCAGAAGGAAUUCCCACUCAUCACCAACAUCUUACUUAUAACGGCAAAGAUCUCGAGAAUAAUCGACCUCUUUGCUAUUAUGGAAUUGAUCAUAAUGCCACACUGAUCGUAAGAAAAAUUAACGUGGAUAACGUCACCCAUUAUGUCGUCGAUCCAGAGAACCUAGAUCCCGAAUAUGAUUGUGACUUCACCAACAUCAAAGAUGAAGGUGCAAAAUUCGUGCGAGGAGGAUUGGCGUAUAAGCGUCCAGCUGGUUGGAAACGUUACGCACUCAAGGUACUUGGCAAAUACGAGAAUGACGCUUGGUUAGGCGCAGGAACGAACGGAAACGAGUGGCCAGUCUCAUAUCAUGGCACGGCCUAUUGCAAUGCCAAUUCCAUUGCGGAUAAUGGAUAUUCGCUGAAAAAAGGAAAAAAUUUUGCUUACGGUCACGGGACCUACUCGACACCCAACAUCCAUAUAGCGGAGAAGUACGCAAAAGAGUUUGUAUUUAAAGGGGAAACGUAUCUAGUGGUCCUUCAAAAUAGAGUAAAUCCGAAGAACUUGAAGCGAAUUAAGACAUAUAUGGGAGAAUAUUGGAUCUCCCCGAAGGGAGAGGAUUUAAGAGUGUACGGGAUAUGUAUUAAGAAAAAGGAACGUUUCGCAAUACUUCGUUUCAUAUGGCAACAGAUUGGAAUCAUGGGCUUCCUUGUCCUAUUUGCAUGGGAGUUUCCUGUGAUACAAGCAUCAGUAAUAAACACUCAAGGAUUCAGAUCAAUCGUCAUUCAGUCUCCAGUGGAAGCAGAAAGCUUUAAGAUUGGAUCAACACAUGUGAUAAAGUGGAAGAGUACUUUGCCUCCAAAUACUGAAGUUGUGAUAGAAAUAUUAGCCUCGCCGAGGUAUGAAUUAGAACCUCCGGAGAUGAUUUGGAAAACAACCGCCGUUA
Acaulospora colombiana is the source of this 997-nucleotide messenger RNA. The record is from the annotation of a GenBank genome assembly. Lineage: Eukaryota; Fungi; Glomeromycota; Glomeromycetes; Diversisporales; Acaulosporaceae.